Brenthis ino (lesser marbled fritillary) is the source of this 2037-nucleotide messenger RNA. The record is from the annotation of a GenBank genome assembly. Lineage: Eukaryota; Metazoa; Arthropoda; Insecta; Lepidoptera; Nymphalidae.
AUGUACGUACAUACGAUAACAGAUCCUAUAUAUUUUAUAAACGCUUGUUCCAAUGCCGCUGCACUACGUCUCCUAGAGGCCGCGCGGACAGGUGAUGUGGAGACUGCCCGCGCGAUUUUAGACGCGCGACCUCGCCUCGUCAACUGCAGGGAUGUGGAUGGACGGCAUUCGACGCCCCUGCAUUUUGCUGCUGGAUACAACAGGCUACCUCUAGCACAGAUACUUCUGCAGCGAGGGGCAGACGUCCAUGCGAAAGAUAAAGGCGGUCUUGUGCCCCUUCACAACGCGUGUUCCUAUGGGCACUACGAGGUGACGGAGUUGUUGGUGUCGGCCGGCGCGGGCGUGAAUGCGGCGGACCUGUGGCGCUUCACUCCGCUGCACGAGGCGGCUGCUAAGGGCAAAGCGGACAUUGUUAGGUUAUUAUUGAAGCACGGCGCGGAUCCGACACGACGUAACCGCGAUGGCCUCACGCCGUUGCAGCUGGUGCGGGCCGGCGACAGCGACACAGCAGAUGCGCUACGAGGUGAUGCGGCAUUGCUGGAUGCUGCCAAGAGAGGAGAUCUGGCGAGAGCUAAGAAACUAAUAACGCCGCAAAACGUGAACUGCAGAGAUGCGCACGGUAGGAACUCCACACCGUUACAUCUUGCUGCGGGCUACAACAACCUGGAGGUGGCGGAGGCGCUGCUGGAGGCGGGCGCGGCGGUGUCGGCGCGCGACAAGGGCGGGCUGGUGCCGCUGCACAACGCGGCCUCGUACGGCCACGUGGAGCUGGCGGCGCUGCUGCUGCGCGCGGGCACUCCGCCCAACGCCGCCGACCGCUGGGGGUUCACGCCGCUGCACGAGGCCGCGCACAAGGCCAGGACCCAGCUGUGUGCUCUCUUGCUCGCCCACGGCGCAGACCCGUUCCUCAAAAACCAAGAAGGCCAAACAGCUUUAGAACUGGCGGGCGCUGAUGAUGUCAGGAGUCUCCUCCAGGAUGCCAUGACCGGGUCCGGAGACGAGGGCGUGUGCCCCGCGCCGCCCGCGCCCCCCGCGCCGCCGGCGCCGCCCGCGCCCGUGCUCCUGCCCAGUGGGGAGACUGCUGAGUUGCCUUUGCCUGUAAUGCCCAGUAAUUAUUGGGCGGAAGGUUCUAGAGGCAGUCUCGAGGACGCGGCCGGCAGGCCCGCCUCCGCCUUGUCCACGUCGGAGUCCCUGCACACGUUCCUAUCUAGCAUCGGGCUGGAGCAGCUGGCGGGCGUGCUGGAGCGCGAGCAGAUCUCCGUGGACAUCCUGUCGGAGAUGUCGCACGAGGACCUGCGCGCCGUGGGCGUGGCCGCCUACGGCCACCGCCACCGCCUGCUGCGCGCCGCGCGCCGCGACCUCGCCGCGCACGCGCACUCCCACUCCGAGUGGUACGGCGGCACGACGCUGGUGGAGGUGCCGGCGGGCGAGUGCGGCGGCCAGUUCGCGCUGCUGGAGCGCGAGAUGCAGGGCUCCGUGCGCGCGCACCGCGACCGCGCCGGCGGACACUUCACGCGGUACAACGUCGUGCGGAUACAAAAGAUAGUGAACGGGCGUCUGUGGGAGCGCUACCAGCACCGGCGGCGCGAGGUGGGCGAGGAGGCGGGCGCGCCGCACGAGCGCAUGCUGUUCCACGGCUCGCCCUUCAUCAACGCCAUCGUGCAGAAGGGCUUCGACGAGCGCCACGCGUACAUCGGGGGCAUGUUCGGCGCGGGCAUCUACUUCGCGGAGCACUCGUCCAAGUCGAACCAGUACGUGUACGGGUUCGGCGGCGGCGCGGGCUGCCCCGCGCACAAGGACCGCGGCUGCUACGUGUGCCCGCGCCAGCUGCUGCUGUGCCGCGUCGCGCUCGGCCGCGCCUUCCAGCUGGCCAGCGCCAUGAAGAUGGCGCACGCGCCGCCCGGACACCACAGCGUGGCCGGCACGCCCAGCCAGGGCGGCCUCUGCUUCCCCGAGUACGUCGUGUACCGCGGCGAGCAGGCGUAUCCAGAGUAUUUGAUAACGUAUCAAAUAGUGUGCGAGGAGGGCUCCGGAGUC